This is a messenger RNA of Daphnia pulex (common water flea), 5457 nucleotides long. It is a transcript of the gene gig, whose product is annotated as tuberin-like. Bases 374 to 5311 code for a protein of 1645 amino acids. Gene Ontology annotation, biological process: regulation of small GTPase mediated signal transduction; regulation of cell cycle; positive regulation of GTPase activity. The record is from RefSeq and is a predicted model, not a curated record. Gene Ontology annotation, cellular component: nucleus; TSC1-TSC2 complex; cytoplasm. Gene Ontology annotation, molecular function: GTPase activator activity. Lineage: Eukaryota; Metazoa; Arthropoda; Branchiopoda; Diplostraca; Daphniidae. The transcript is spliced from 13 exons.
CUGAAAAGUCCGCAACCGGGUCCGGAAUCCGGACUGAUCCGGAUCUGAUUUGGAUUGUAUUCAGAUUUUUGUAUAUUUGGCAAUGCUGCAUGAAACUGAAAGCACAAAGCAGACGAAUUGAAUGUAUUUUUCAUUUCUCUUCACUCUCCGAGUCCGAGCUUCACAUUAUUAGAAAUAUUUCCGCACUCAAGUGUUUAUGUAUGAUUACGUUGCGUUCAAAAUUGUUGACAUUGACUUCAUCUUCAUAUCGCCCUUGACCGUAUAUUCUAUGAAUACUUGACUGCCUCUCAUGUCAAAAAAAGAUCUUCGAGGCUCCAUCUAUCAUCUUUAAUCAAAGAGGGACGUUUAUCCGCCAACUUGCAAGUCAAAUAAAAUGAGUAACAACCGGGAUAAAACGUUCCCUGAAAAGCUCAAGCAGUUCUUCAAGUUUUCUUCUAAAUCACCUGCAUCAUCACAGAGCCAAACUUGUGGCUCGUUUCCUCGCCUCAAAGUUGAAAAAUUUGUGUUAACAAGAGAUGUGCAGCGCUCACUCACUUGUGAAAUACCUGUUGGACAGAGAUUGAAAACUUUACAAGAAAUUGGUGAAGAAGUGGCCAGCAAGAGAAUUGAAGAUGAUGGUGCUGAGACUUUGUGGCUGCUCAUCAAUGACUUGUUUGUCAUUAGUUCAACGGAAGAAAGACAAACAGCUCUCAUGUUCCUUAAAAACCUCAUCACUGGACAGUAUGAGCGUCUGGGAAUGCUACGAGUUUACAUAUUUGAUAUUGUAAAAGAAUCUCAGUUCAAUGAAGACAAUUUCAUACUUAUUGAACUGCUGAAAGCAAUGACUGACAAUGGGAAAGAUUUACUUUAUUUAGAAGAAUCCAUUGGAGGUUUCCUGUUGCAGUUCCUCCUUCAAGUGUCUCAGCUGCAGCUGUUGAAACAGUUUUUACCGUUUCUUUUGAAUGUCAUCAAAUUCAACUCAGCUUAUGUGGAUGGCAAUAUGAUUGGUGGUGUUGUAAGCACAUUGUGUGGCUUGGCAAUUUCCAGUUCUGAUCCAGAAGAAAUUUUAUUGAUCAUAUCGGUCUUUGAUGCAAUAAUUUGCUACAGUAAUCUACCCAACGAAUCGAUCGUGGUUUUUACAUCAACUUUGUGCCGUUUGGUCAACGUUUCCAGUUACAGCAAUCUGUCUUGGAAGAUCAUGCGAAAUUUAAUUGGAACCCACCUUGGAACAAGCACGCUCUAUACCCUAAUUCACAGCUUACAAACAUCAGAAGACCCGUCUCUUUUACGAGGAGGAAUCUUUUUCAUCGGAAUGGUGCUCUGGUCAGAUCGUCCAGCCAACUGUCCUAUUUGUCCUCCAGCUGUUGUAUUGCCAGCUUUAAGCGAAGCGCUUAAACAUAGCAAAAAUCCUCUUGUCGUUUUUGAGACUGGCCUUACUAUGCAAAAACUAGUUCGACUGGAUGGCGCGAACUUAGUAGGUCUUGCAUGGGAUUGGAUAUUGGAAAUCUUGGAUCAUUUCCUACAGUUCGGAGACGAAUAUCCUAAAGUCCGCCAAGUUUUUUUGGAAUUGUUAUCUGAUGUUCAAGAUCUAGUUGAGCGAGGUGUAUACAUGGGGUCUGUGGAGCUGUUUUUUGCAACAAUGGAACGCGGAUUACCAUACCUUAACGAAUCGUCAGUAGUUCUCUUAAUGAAUUUUCAACUGGAAAAAAUCAAACCCAGCCAACCAAAUUGGAUUUCCAAUCUCAACAAAUAUAUACAAAGGUUUUACGUGGAAGAAAAGCGAAUUCAGCCGCGAUUCAGGAUAUUGGACAUGAUUGAAUCCACGGUUGUAACUCAGCGAAGACUACACGACGAAGAGCUACUAGAAUUAGUACUGCUCCCUCUGUUCCAGAAUCUGCAUUUGGAGCAUGAUGUGUCUGUCCGUGAGAAAGCGGUAGAUUUAAUUGUCUCUCUGUGCCACCACUGUAAUUCCAAGCAUUGCACUGGUUUGUUGGAUGUUCUCGAGAGAAUAAUGGAACGCCCAUUUAAUGUGGACCAUGGUGACAUAGUCAACAUUCCAAGCGAGGAAGAACUCGGAGAUGUCGUCAAGUGUACUAAUGGACUGAUUGAACUUUUUCUGGUCAAAAUGUACCAGUUGCCAUCCUCUCACGCAGUACAGAUUUACAAGACACUGGUGCGACAUGCAAACUUGCACUACGAAAAACCUAUCUAUUUUGAAUUUGCCCUCUCUACUAAGCUUGCCGUUUUCGAUUUUAUUCUUAACAUCACCGCGGAUGGUGACUAUCGGUUGGGGUAUGCUCCGUUACCACGAUACAGUCCAUACAUUUUGAUAGAUCAUAAACAUGGAGAACGAGUCGGUGGCACUAACCGCAAGGAAAUUCGAAGUGCUACAGAGGAUCCGACUUCAACUGUGUAUUCCCAGGUCACGCAGAUGUCGCUUGGAGAGGCUUGUGUUGCAGUGAUUCGAUGCCUGAACCAAGAGAGAGACUGGAGAGUUUUGAAACUAGUUCUUGAGAGGAUUCCACGGGUUCUCAAUAACAAGGCGUUAGUUCUUUCUCGACACAACACAGACAUUGACUAUGUCGGUAGGGCUUUGUGUUCGUUGAUUAGUGAUACUACUCUAAACAAUCCGGAAACAUUGAGAAAUGCGCCACCCAAGUUUUCGCGAGCUGAGUUUCAGCUUUACGUCUUCCGCGUCCUCACAUCUUUGGCGUCAUACCAUGCUUAUCUUAAACCGGAAACUCAACAAAAGCUUGUGAAAUGCCUUGAAGUUGGGCUUAAAUUUAAAGAUACGGCCAAAACUUGUGUAGUUGCUCUGACUAUCUCUGCCUUGGAGAUGAAAGAAACAAUGUACAAGCUUCUUCCAGGAGUCCUGCUCAGCUUGUCCAAAAUUUCAGCCACCGUUUCAAUUGCGCCGAAUAUUCUCGAGUUCCUUUCGACGCUCAACCGCCUUCCCGAAGUCUAUUCGUCCUUUGUGGAAGAACAGUACCUAAGCAUUUUUGCCAUAACGUUGCCUUUCAUCAACCCCUUUAAAUUCAACCAUUACGUUGUAUCAUUGGCACACCAUGUGGUUUCCUUGUGGUUCCUUUCAUGCAAACUUCCACUGAGAAAAAAUUUUGUAUGCUAUAUCGUUAAAGGAUUCAAAAACAAUGUGCUCAUUCCAUGUGAGGAAGGCUUGAGUCAAAUGGCCCAAAAUCAGUCAGCUAGUGGUCAGAGCUCAGCAGAAGAGUUGUCGAGCAGAGUAAGAAGUGGUAGCUUCUCCCGAACCGGAAACGUACGACCUACAGGAGCAGGAGAUGCCACUAAAGUCACUCAAGACGAAACACGCAUUAUGUUCCACCGCGAACUUAUGGAAACAUGCGCUGAUCUCAUGUCUCGGUACACAUAUGGUAAUAGUGCUCCUUACGCCCAACAGUCUGAUACAGUUGGCAAAAUUUUAAAGGAUGGCCCCAGUCAGACAUGGUUAAUAGGCCAUAAAUUGGUCACCAUAACCACGAGCCCGUGUCUACGUGUAGCCAAUCAGCGUGGACUGUGUGACCGUUGCUCUUUGUUGUGCAAGUUAGGAUCAGGCGAGACCUCAGUUCCAGCAACUGAAACCGAUGAUGCGCCAUCACCGGUUGUUUCGGAUGUAAUUGGGUUCCGACGCCGUCAUCGUUCGGCCAUGUCACCUGCAGCUUUGUCGCCUGGCGAGCAUGGAAUUGACAGUCGCACAGAAGAUAUUCAAGCAAAACUGAGGUCGCGACACAAGAGUUCAAUAGACGAUCGUAGACUGACUAUUGAUAUGGACGAUCCAAACCGUGAACAACAGGAUCCUGAGAGCAAAGCAAGCAUUGCCCAAAUUCCUUGUGUUUGCUAUUGUUCUGGUUGGGCUAAGAUCCACAUUCGUCGCCCGACUGGAGAUACUAGCUGGGUGACCCGUCUACUCAAUCCUCCUCAGAGUAUUAACGAUGUGUUUUUGCUGAGCGACUGGUCAGAAGAACCGGUUCCAAACUUGGCGACUGUUUUGAUACCGAAACUUGAUACUCUCAAGGAAGCAAGCAAUUUUCAUCCCAAACUAGAUCGUUCGGUUUCAGCCUCUGCUGCCUUAAGGAGCCCAUCUAAUCGCGAUGAUCGUAUCGAAUCAGAAAUUGAAGUAGGAGAUGGGAUCUCAAUUGAAGAGGAUAGCCGGGAACGGCCUCCAAUAGCUAGACAGACGUCACUGAAAGAAAUUCCUUCUUCAUCGCGCAAGAGCUGUGAAGCAAUACCUGAAGAAAGUAAAGAAGUGGAAGGAGUCAAAACUGAUGAUACAACUGAUUUUCAUCCACAUCCACGCGACCGAGUAUACACUAUGCCGGCAUUGAAUAUGCAAAGGCGUGGUACCAAUGACCCAAACCUGAGAAGAAACGUGUCGAAUAUUGACUCCUCGUUGAAAGAUGCGAACGCGUCGUCAGGAUCAAAUCCCAGUUUUAUUUUCCUUCAGUUAUACUAUUCUCCGAUGACCUCUGCGGUCACAGCUGCAAACAAAGAGGGGUCUGAAGCUGGCUCACCUCCAAUUCUUGUGCCCAAUAACAUUCAUACUGCUAUCAAGAAUCUGGAUCGUAUUCCUCCAUAUGAGACGCACAAAAUAGGAGUCCUAUACGUUGGUAAAGGACAGGCUGGAAAGGAAUCUGAAAUUCUCGCAAACGAACAUGGCAGUGUACGAUACAUGGAAUUUCUGCAUAAGCUUGGCCAAUUAAUCAGUCUUAACGAAGUGGACACGCGUGGUACGUAUAUUGGUGGGCUUGAGGUCAGUGGUGCGGAUGGAAAAUUCGCUUACUUGUGGAAGGAUGAUGUCCUUCAAGUCAUUUUCCACGUUGCCACGCUUAUGCCUACUCUACCCAAAGACCCCGCUGGUACCAACAAAAAACGGCAUAUUGGUAACAAUUAUGUUACUAUUGUGUACAAUGACAGUGGAGAAGAUCACCAGAUGAACACUAUUCGAGGCCAAUUCAACCAUGCGUGCGUGAUUGUUGAGCCACUUGACCAUGCAACACAUCGAGUGACCUUAAAAUGCCGAGAUGAUUUACAUGAAUUGAUGGGUGGACCAGUUGAGCCCAAAUUGGUUUCUGAUCGAAACGUUUCUUUACUGAGUCGACAGAUGGCUUUUCAUAGCAAUCUUGCUGCGCUGAUCUUGCAAUCCAAAUCCAACUACCCGUACGCUUCGAACUGGCUUGAACGACUAAGACAAAUCAAGCGAACCAAAGCGCGUUUGGAGAAAGAAGACGUGAAAGAGAGGGAGAAGAAUCCAUGGCUUCAGUACAAUUUAUCGUCUACCUUGGAUUUCACCGAAUUCACAAGCCCUAAAACUGCGUAACGAGAAACUUUAGUUUCAUCAUCUUCUCUAAACAUAGGAUCGUCUGCGAGAUUCGACCACAACAGUCUGAAAAUAUUUAUCAUCCGAAAUUCCUAUGCGAUAUUUUAGUCAGAAAAUUAGAUUUAAUACAAAAAUUGGCCACGGAA